Dentiscutata erythropus is the source of this 849-nucleotide messenger RNA. The record is from the annotation of a GenBank genome assembly. NCBI's taxonomy places the organism in Eukaryota, Fungi, Glomeromycota, Glomeromycetes, Diversisporales, Gigasporaceae.
AUGAUGGUUGUGUGGGCUCUUGGUGCUUAUCCUGUAGAGAGGGAAGAUUAUAAUAUUGAGAUGACUUUUAAGAUUAUUCCUGGGGUUUACGAAGGGAAUAAAAGAGCAAAGGUUGAGGAAUCAAAUAAGUAUCUAUUAAAAGUGUCUUUGGUUGGUAUUCUCCAAGAAGCGCUGAAUGUAAUUAAAGACAAUGCUAUUGUUCAGGUAUUGGUGUCUGAUUACGUUGGGCAAGAGAGAUUAUCUAGAAUGAGUUUUAUAUAUAUGCUAGUGAUAUUAAUUGCAUUGAUAUGCAGUUUAUUAGUAAGAAGAAUUUUUUGUGGUUCUUCAUCUAAAAAUUCGAUUCAAUCUAAAUUGUUAGUUACUCAUAAUAAUUUUGUUGAAUAUUUGAAAGUUGUGUCUAAAAAUAGAGGUAUACCUCCGACGGUUAAGAGUGAUAGUGUGAAUAAGUUUGAAUCAGACUCUUUAAAUGAUAGUCAUUCAUCUAAGCAAGUUGAAGUUUCUGUAGUAUCUAAUAGUCAUGUAAGCAGAUUUGAGUUGAGUUCGUCAAAUAGUUUACAUUUGUUUAAAUGUGAUCAUAGCGAAGAUUCUGAAUUAUUUAUUGGAGUACAACUUUCUCCCUUGCAAAACGAAAUUCAAGAUAGAGAUCCAGAAGCCGGUCCAGGCCCUGCCACCCAAGUAUAUAGAGAGGUAAAAAUUGCACCAGAAAACCAUUUUCGAUCAAUUUACAAGAUAGAAGAUGGAAUUAUAAAAAAAAAGCCAUCCUCAAAAGCUAUAGAAUUUUUAGAAAGAAGACCAGACCCCAAUAGACAGUAUCAAAAUCUCAAUUCUAUGACAGUAUGGGAAGGAAUA